This is a messenger RNA of Styela clava, 5334 nucleotides long. NCBI's taxonomy places the organism in Eukaryota, Metazoa, Chordata, Ascidiacea, Stolidobranchia, Styelidae. The record is from RefSeq and is a predicted model, not a curated record.
UUUUUCAGACAUAGAUACUCUUUAUCAUGUAGUUCCGAUCGCUUAAUUUGUCAUAAAUAAGUAAGAGGUUGUGCGACAUUUUUCGAUCCCUGGCAGUAAUGCGCCCUAUUGACAAUUGUAAUCCAACAUAUUGUUUCAAACAAAUGACCAGAAUGGAUCGUGACGUCAUUGUAGAUACGUCAUAUUUACGAAAACAGAAAAAUGAGAGACCAUGCAAAUGUGGCAAUAAAGUACCCUGGUGGCAAAACGAUCUUAGGCAAAACUUCCGCGGGGUGGCGAUAGCGAUUUUUUUAUUAUUCGGACUAUGCAUCCUCCUAUUCGCGUGGAAUAUUGUACUUUGGCGCGAACUGGACCAUCUUCAACAUCAAGUAUCUACUUUAUCAAACGAACUACAUCAAUACAAAGAAACGACGUCAUCAAAUCAUGGCGUCAGAGACAGGAACAGGUUGUCAAGACGACGCAGAGAAAGGAACCAUGACUGGAAUGAUCAGACCAGCAAAAAUCGAGAUAUAUUUGUUGAAGACAAUGAUGACAAUGAAGAUGGAGAAAUCCAACACAGAAAGAAAAGAAGCAACGCGGAUGAAGAUAUGGAAAUUGGAAAGAUGCCGAUGCUUUCAAGAAUAAAAAGAAGAACUAAAGGAAAAAAGAGAGGCAGAAAAGUUCGUGGACGCCGCUUCUCGAAUCCACAGGCCACUGCAAUCCACGUCAGAAUCAAGGGAACAGAUCCAUAUCAAGGUAUAGUACCCGAUGAUGAAAUCAUUCAUUCCUGGGACACCAACACUAACAAUGGAGCCAUAGUCCAGGGAUUCGACGUUACAGAAAUCAACCUAGGAGAAGGGGAAGCUGGAGUUAGGGUUAUGAAAGACGGAAUUUACUUCAUAUACAGUCAGGUUGUAUUCAAAAUGAACAGGGGGUCAGAGGUCACUGAAAAGGUCAUGAUUGGGGUCACCGGCAACACAGAACUGGCAGCUUGUACAAAUUCUCUUCCGCGCUCUCAUAAUCCAGACGACUACAUUACGUGCUACUCCAGCGGGAUAGCGUUUCUUUCACGCGGAGAUAAAUUCAGAGUAAAAAUUUAUCCCCCAGGAAUGAAGGUAUUCAUGAAUCCGAGCCAUACAUACUUUGGUGCAUUCUUACUCGGUGAGAAAAAACCAUAAUUGUGGUGUUAUGACAUCAUAAACUUUACAUUGCCGACAGACGGAGAUUGAACUGAAUUGUGAUGUCAUAGUUAUUUGUUGUCAUUCAAAAUGACAAUCUCGCAAAACAGUUUGUUAAACGCUGUUGUUAUAUUUUCUAAAGCCGCCAAACUAUAAAACUUUCUUUUACUUCGAGUACUUUACGGUGACGUUUUAUAUAUCUGUGUGUCAUAUUUUUAUGCUUUUCACCCCAAACAUUACUCUAGGGAACCGGCCACUGAUAUGCCCCCUGUUCAUCAUUCCAGUGAUAUUUAGAGUGUUAUUAUGUUUGGUAAAUUGCAAAUCCCAUUAUGUUCAAACAAUUCAUGCUCAACAAAGGGAAACACCCUGUUAGAAAACAUUUAUCAAGCAAUGAAAUUAGAAAGAACAAGGAGUUUUCUUGUAGAGCGAAAUGUAAAAAACGACUAUUAUUGUGUCGCCAACCAUCCGCUCUGUGGCCCCCGUGAGGUCCCACGGCCCCCGGCUGGGAACUACUGUUUUAGAAGGUGUUUGUGCUUUAACAAUGCCUUAAAUUAGCAUUUAAUAAUUUUUUUCGUUUUUUUUUUGUAAACACUAAUUGUGCUCCACAUUCGUUCCAAGUAAAGUUCAAUAACAAAGUAGAUUUUUAUUGUAAGUAAACAUCAGAGUUCUAUGUAAGAAUGAGCAUUUAGGAAUAAAUAUCUGACAUGAAGUGGUAUUAGGCGGACAGAAGACCAUGUUUUACCAUAUGAUUAAGUUGUCAUAUUGGCUUUUCUCUCCCAUGAGAUAAAUAUGAAAACACUAUGACCUGUUUGCUGAGGUUGUGUUAGUUAGGUCGUUUCUAUGAUAUGAUCAGUUUAUUUGAUUAAGAUGGGAUUCUCUAUAUAAGAGCCUGGGUUCCGUAGUCGAAAAAAACUUUUAAUCAAUUUUUAUGUCGUCCUGUUUGGUGACUUAAAAAUCAAAACCCAUAAUUUUGUUGAUUACUUCUACGAGAAUGAUGAAAUUUUAUUUUACAAUUUUUUGUGAAGAUUUAUACUCAAAAAUUUCAGCAUUCUAGGAAGCUUUGCACGAGAGUUAGGUUACCCUGACCUCUAUGACCCACCUUUAUUUGUUAAAAACUAACAUGAUUGGAUAAAAAUUUCAACCUCGACUUUAGGGCUUAAUUUUGAAAUUGAUGUCAGCAAAAAGCAAGCUUUGCAACAUCAUUUAGGGCGCUGUAUAUAUUGCUUAAAAUAGUUCAGAUCGUUUUACAUUCAAUUUGUUAUUUUUUUUUUGUUAACGUAAUUUUUCGUAGAAAUUCUGCAUCUAGUGCUGAAUGCCUUUAUUAUGUAUCCUAAAACAUCAGAAAUAUCCAAAUCAAGAAUUAAUAUAUGAUGAUCAAGAAAUGUUUUUUGCACUUUCAUCCUGUUCAAGGCUAUGGACAUGGACAAGGAGCCACUAUUUUUUGAAGGACUGAAAUCUUUACAGUUCAGCCUUACUAAAUUCAUUACGGCUGCGGACCCUUGUUUGUGAAUCUUAUUUUUGACGGAUUCUCAUCCUAUGCUGUAUCAAUUUAUGUACCCAACCAACGGGGAAGGAAAGUCUGAAUUAAUACAUACUAAUAUUGAAUACUGACAAGCUAACGGUAAUUCAAUAAAAUUAUGAUCUAUUUAUAUCUGUUUCAGACCAUUUCCAUAUCGUUGCUGACCUCCUGUGCAGUCAUCACGAACCUCCAGGGGUCUGCGUACCCCACUUUGGGAAACUCUGCUUUGGGUCAGUUGUUCCAAAUCUUUUAUGGGUCGUGGCCUCCUUCCGAAGGGUACUAGCACUUGUGGAUCCCUGUUUGUAAUUACAGUGGUAUUUAUAGUGUUUUUCGAUUGGUAGAUUCUGAAUCCAAUAAGAUUUAAACAAAUCUUGCUCAACAAAGUGAAAACACCUUGCGAAAUAACCUUAAAGGAAUGAAACUGGGAAGAACGAGAAGUUUUCUUGUAAUGUGAAAAGUAAUAUCAGUUUUGUGCCAAGCAUUGUGGCCCCCCCAACUGCUCUGUGGCCCCCUUGUGGGCCAUAGGCCUCUAGGUGGGAAACAUCGCCUUAUGUGAAGUGCUGGUCUGAGACUAGAAAGUGGAAACCAAUAUUUUUAACUAACCAACAUAGUCUGGCCCAACAUUUAAACAACUUAUCCAUCAUGCCUAUAUUUCGGCCAAUUUUUUUUGUAGUUAGUUUAUUUUUAGAUGAUAGUUUAUUAGACCUCAAAGCUUUUCUUUCAAUUGGUAAUAUCAUUUGGCAACUUUAAAAGUUUAGCUUUUUAAUUAUGUAUAAUGAAAACAUGUUUUUUUCAUGUGUCAUGCUUUUUGAUAUUUUCUAUUAUUUUUAAAGUGCAUAACCUUAAGCACGAGUGCCUGCAACAUUCAAUAACUUCGUAAUUGGGAAAAAUUCAGUGUGACUGGUAUUUACCAAAUCCUAAGUUUUAGAAGUUCAUUUAGCUAAUCAAAUCUUAUUUUCAAAACUCUGAUUUUGUGUGAUUUAAAAAUAUUUAUUGUAUAAAGUUCAAUUGCCUGUUCCUACAAGUUCCAUUUUGUUCCAAUUGUUUAGGCUUAUUACGCCUUGUGUAUGAGUUGUAGUCUGUGGAAUAGUUGAUAUAUUGGUGAUGGAUGUUAAUUUAUUAAAUUUAAUAAGAAACCAUGGAUAUACGACUCCAAAUGUAAUGUCAUAGUAUCAUAUUAGACUUGAGCCGAGUCAACUAAUCUUUUUUCAUGAAUACAUCAGUGGUGACUCGGGCUGCGUAUUUUCGAAUACCUGGUGAUACCAGAAAUGAAUAUUUUUUUCGAAUUGAAUCUCGAAUACUUGGAAAAUGUCUAAUUGUAUGUGACUUUUUUAUUGUCAUGGUUUCUCCAGUCACAUAAAUUACUGAGUUUUCACACACUUUCCUGAGUUGUCACACACAAUAACUGACGAUAACAGUCGUUUGUCAGAAUUUCAUUUUAAAAAUAUGGCUUCACAAAAAGAUUGAGGAAUUUACCUUGAUACGAGAUGGCGGCGAUUCAGAAUCAACGUCUAAACCGAUUCGAAUAAUUUAAUAUUUGAUUCGAAUAUUCAAUUUGAAAUGCCCAGUCCUAGUGGUGUCACCAGUUGUUUGACAAAUGUGAUAGACUACAGUAGCGUUUUUCAAACUUUUUUGCCCUGGAACCUCUAAUGCUUUUUAUCUUGCCUCGUGGAAAACCAAGAAAUUAGAAGAUAAAAUCAUUGGGUCGUUUUUGAAAAAUUUAGCCUAUUGUAAAAUUAAAAAGUUUUCUUUAAAUUUGACAAUUAAAAAAUUUGGCCGGCGGUAAUGAGCGAUUUACUAAAACUCCAUACUUUCCAGACUGACAUGGGUAUUAUCGGUCUGUUUACAUCGCAAGGCCGGCCCGCCUAUUUGACGCCAAUUGGGAGACAAAUUUACGACACAGAGCCACCGAAGUACGACCGAGAUCGCCAUGGCGACUAGUUUAUUUGCAAUUUCAACCCCUCUUCCGCGGAACGCUCCGAUAGAACUCGCGGAACACAGUUUGAGAAGUGCUGUUCUACAGUUACAGUCGUUAGCCUUUCUUGAUAAUAAAACAUAUACCGGUAGCAAACAUGUACCAGUCUUUCUGAUCACCCUAGUACAAAUAUGCCCAUAGCUAAUAUUCAAUGAUUAUUAUUGCUUUGUAAAUUGCUUUUGUAUUUCAAUUUAUCCUUAGAUUUACUAUUUUAUCUCACUUUUUUUCUUGCUCAUGUAUUUUUUUAAAAGAUUUUUUUCUCAGAGGGAGGGAGAAAAAGACCUUUUUUUUAGUUCAGGCAUCAUCAGGCACAUGUUACAGAUGCACCAGGGGUGUUUGGUUGCUUAUAUAAUUUAUUUUUUAGUCCUCAAUUCAGUUCAUUGUGCUUUAAUGAGCUUUAAAAAAUUGUAAUCUUUCCAUUUUGUUCCAGAGCAUAGGUUCUUGGAGUGCUACAGACAGAGCCCCAGGGCACUGUGAGAAAAACCCAAAGCCUUCGCGAGCCUAUUCGCUUACUUUUUAAAAUAUCAACUUGGCUGAUUUUGUAACUGUUCAAAGAAGCGAUAAGGGCAUUGAUAACACUUGACAAUGAUAGCGUCAAUUCAAAUAUGAAAUUAUCUAUAGUUCCAAUAGAUGAUUAUCAAUUACUGCCUUGUUGCCACAUUUCGACACUACUUCACUAAUAU